UAUUAUAUUGUUUGAAGUUUAAUUUAAAGGAAUCACACAGUUAUCAGUCUUUCAUGGAUUCGAAUUUAUUGGUCUUUAUAAUUAACCGAUCUACAACUUUCGAUGUAUAUUUAAAAAGAAUAAGUUUUGGAGACGAGACUUACAGAAGCAGACGAUAUUGCAAGUGGAAGGUCAGUGUAGAUAGUACGGGGCAAAGAUGGCUUGCUCGCUUGACUUCUUUGCUGGAUGUUUGGGAGGAUGUGCCGGUAUUAUGGUGGGAUAUCCUUUGGAUACGGUCAAGGUCCAUAUGCAGACUCAAGACUGCCGCAAUCCAAAAUAUCGGGGCACCUGGGAUUGUUUCCGAACCAUACUCGCAAAAGAAUCGGUGACUGGCCUUUAUAAAGGAAUGACUUCGCCAAUCGCAGGGGUGGCUGUGGUAAACGCCAUCGUCUUCGGUGUUUACGGAUAUACUCAGCGGAACCUGUCUGAACCUGAUCGAUUGUCAUCCUAUUUCUUGGCUGGUGCAUCUGCCGGGCUUGCUCAAACUCCUGUUUCAAGUCCACUAGAGUUAGCAAAAACACGUCUGCAACUACAAUCCACGAGCCAAGGUAAUUUUCAAGGACCGAUGCAGUGCUUGAGGGACAUCUAUAGGCAGCAUGGUUAUCGUGGCGUCUUUAAGGGUCUAGGUAUUACAUUCCUUAGGGAAGGACCGAGUUAUGGCGUGUACUUCGUGACCUACGAGAUACUGACUAAAACGUCUUCGAAGCAAUCGAUUUCGACGUUUCAUAUGUUAUUAGCCGGAGGACUUGCUGGUACAGCCUCUUGGGUGAUUUCUUAUCCUAUUGAUGUCAUCAAGUCGCGCAUACAAGCGGAAAGUAGUAAUCGUUACUCAGGGGCUUUGGAUUGUCUCAAAAAAUCUGUACGGGUUGAAGGAUAUAGCUGCUUGUAUCGGGGUUUGAAUUCGACGAUUCUUCGAGCGUUUCCGACGAACGCGGCAACUUUCGCUGUAGUUACAUGGACGUUCCGAUUAUUUGGUGAACAAGCAGAUGAGAUAUCAAAGAGGGACGACGUCAUGUCAAGAACAAUGCAGACAAAAAAUCAUGCGGCAAAAGGAUAUGAAUCCUUUGCUAGUAAGUGGAAUGUGUUCUUCGAUAGUAUUUCGAGAAGUAAUGGUUUUGUUACUCCGUCAUACUCCGUUGGAUCUAUGUUGCCGAUUAGCAGGCAACUAAUGCCAAAACCUAGUGCCUGCUUACUUCAUAACUACAGAAAAUCGGGUUGUAAGUAUGAGAAUGUAUCGAAGCAGAAAAGUAUAUCUGAGAGUUGGGAGGAGAGAAAAAGAAAAUUGCGAAACGAUGAAGGAGCUGAGGAGGAUGACUAUGUUGACGAAAAAAAAGACUAUGGCAAUGUUAAGAUAGUCAUAAACACGUGUACUUGUAAUCUGCAACGUGUACUCGAGGUUCCAAAUUUAGAUAAUACAUGAUGUCACCCACAGUUGACGAAGUCUAGUACGUAAUGUGUAUUUUUAUUGCAACAUGUGUAAACAAGGAAUAUACAUAAUAUCUAU
Messenger RNA from Cyphomyrmex costatus, 1543 nucleotides. RefSeq names its product mitochondrial basic amino acids transporter. The transcript has 3 exons. Gene Ontology annotation, molecular function: high-affinity L-arginine transmembrane transporter activity. NCBI's taxonomy places the organism in Eukaryota, Metazoa, Arthropoda, Insecta, Hymenoptera, Formicidae. Gene Ontology annotation, cellular component: mitochondrion. The record is from RefSeq and is a predicted model, not a curated record. Gene Ontology annotation, biological process: mitochondrial L-ornithine transmembrane transport. Bases 197 to 1459 code for a protein of 420 amino acids.